ACGGUAGUUGUUUAAAACAUUAUUAGUUGGCAAAUUGCAGCGCUGGGAAGUACAUUCAGGAAGUAGUUUGCUGCUGUGUUUGAGUGGCAGCCCGUAACGGGACGGCGGACGGUGUUGUGUCGAAAAAGGCACCCCUGCCAUGAAAAGCAUCCCUGUCGUAGGAAGCGAAUUAGAAGGCAGAUAGGCAGCCCGCAAAGCCGAGCCGAUACGCAAGAUGGCAGGUCUAUCUUUAUACUUUGAAGAUGGCCAUGAUGAUCUGGACGACUUUGGAUUUGAUGACUAUGCUACAGAUUGUGACGGCAUCCGUAUCACAGCGUUCCUUGAUGCUGGACAAGACAACCUAACUCCUCUGGGAAGGUUAGAGAAGUACGCCUUCAGCGACAAUACGUUCAACAGGCAGAUCGUGGCACGUGGCCUGCUUGAUGUGCUUCGGGAGUUCAGUGACAAUGAAAAUGACUUUAUCAGUGUCAUGGAGACAAUUGCCAGAAUGUCAGAAGAUGGAGAGCCCACGGUGCGAUCGGAACUGAUGGAACAAGUUCCUAAUAUUGCAAUGUUUUUGCACGAGAGUCGGCCCAAUUUCCCAGCCGCCUUCUCUAGAUACUUGGUACCCAUUGUGGUUCGGUAUCUUACAGACCCAAAUAACCAGGUGCGGAAGACGAGUCAAGCAGCACUUCUUGUUUUGUUGGAGCAGGGUCUCAUCUCUAAAGCGGACAUGGAGAUCAAAGUUUGUCCUGUUUUGCUCGACUUGACAGAACCAAGCAGUGAUGAUGACUACAAAAUUGAGGCAGUUGCUAUCAUGUGCAAAGUCGUCACCAUGUUGAGCAAGGACACAGUGGAGCAUCUGUUGCUGCCACGCUUCUGCGACCUGUGCAGCGAUGCCAGACUCUUCCAAGUACGCAAGGUGUGUGCAGGUAAUUUUGGGGAGUUUUGCUCUAUUGUUGGCCAGGAAGCCACAGAAAAACUUCUGAUGCCCAAGUUUUUCAACCUGUGCUCAGACAGCCUUUGGGGCAUCAGGAAAGCUUGUGCUGAGUGCUUCAUGACGGUUUCAAAUUCCACCUCUCCAGAGGUGCGACGCUCAAAACUGUCCCCCCUGUUCAUCAACCUCAUCAGCGACCAGUCCCGUUGGGUGCGACAGGCUGCCUUUCAGUCUCUGGGGAGAUUUAUCUCCACCUUUGCCAACCCUUCCAGCACAGGCCUUCAUUUCAGGGAAGAUGGUGCUCUUCCAGAGGUCCCCAGGUGUACAUCGGACAGCAACUGCUCUCUAAAUUCCCUGAACUGUGCCGACAUUAGCAGCUGCCACAAAGAGAGAACCAUCACUCACACACUUCCCAACCAGGAUGGCAGGGCCACGCCAUCACCAGAGCAUGUGUCCACGCCAGACUGCGAGGACGUGAACCACUUUGAUGACAGCCAUUUCUCUGUUCCCGCAAAGACGCACAAUAGCUUGACUGUGACGGGUAGCAGCAACACCCACCUGGUUGCAAAUAAUGCUAAAAACACAAAAGAAACGGAGCACACAGACGAGAGCUUUAACUCCUUCCACUACUGGAGAGCGCCUUUACCUGACAUCAGUGAGGAACUGGAGAUGAUCAAUUGUGAGACAUCAGAGGAAGGGACAGAGAAAGAGGCAGGAGAAGAGGAACUUGAAGAAAACUGCCCCGAGUCUAAAUCCAGCCAUGGCAAAGCUACCAGUGAUCAGAUCCAGAAGGUUUUGGACUGUUUGCAACCUCACAUUGAUGAUCCUGAUGUACAAGCUCAAGUUCAAGUAUUAUCAGCAGCUCUGAAGGCCGCCCAACUUGACAGCCCAACAGACAACAGUCCGACUGAACAGCAGCCGGAGGUGCUACUAGAAACCAACCCAGAAAGCCCACUGGUGGAGAAUAAAUCUGUGCAGAUUCAGUCAGAUGACACAGAGGAAACUUCCACAGGCACAGAGGAAACAGUAGAAACGCCUCCAGUUUCAGAACCAUGCCUGGUCCAAGAGCAAGAAGACGAGCAGACACAGACUGAGCCCGAAGAGGAGGAGGAAGAGGAGGAGGAGGAGUCUUCUCCCAACUCUCCAGUUCUGGAGUCUGAAUUAAUAGAAAGUGUGGAGGAGGAGGAAAAGGAUGACUGUCCUCACAGCCCAGUGUCUGAGGACAAGCCGAAGAUCCAGAACAUUAUCCCCCAGCAGCUGUUGGAUCAGUACCUCUCUAUGACGGACCCGGCCCGGGCGCAGACGGUGGAUACGGAGAUAGCCAAACACUGUGCCUUCAGCCUGCCCGGUGUGGCGCUCACUCUUGGUCGACAGAACUGGCAUUGCCUCAAGGACACGUAUGAAACGCUCGCCAGUGACGUGCAGUGGAAGGUGCGGCGUACUUUGGCAUUCUCGAUCCAUGAGCUGGCGGUGAUUCUCGGAGAUCAGCUGACAGCGGCUGAUCUGGUUCCCAUCUUCAACGGGUUCCUCAAAGACCUGGACGAGGUUCGCAUCGGGGUGCUCAAACAUCUGUAUGACUUUCUGAAGCUACUGCACGCAGACAAGAGGAGGGAGUAUCUGUACCAGCUGCAGGAGUUCAUGGUGACAGACAACAGUCGCAACUGGAGAUUCAGAUAUGAGCUGGCAGAACAGCUGAUCUUAAUCAUAGAGUUGUACAGCCACUACGACGUCUACGACUACCUCAGACAAAUAGCACUCACUCUUUGCUCUGACAAGGUGUCAGAGGUCAGGUGGAUCUCCUAUAAACUGGUAGUAGAGAUCCUCCAGAAACUGUAUGCAUGCGGGGCCGAUGACCUGGGUCAGAACUUCAUCAACGAACUCACAGUCAGGUUCUGCCACUGUCCCAAGUGGGUGGGGAGGCAGGCGUUUGCUUUUAUCUGCCAGGCCAUUGUGGAGGAGGACUGCAUGCCCAUGGAUCAGUUCAGCCAGCACCUCCUGCCCAGCCUGCUCAGCCUGUCCUCUGACCCAGUGGCCAACGUCCGUGUUCUGGUGGCCAAGGCUUUAAGGCAGAGCGUGAUGGAGAAAGCUUACUUUAAGGAGCCCGGCUGUCCCUACUCUGACGAGUUGGAAGAGACCGUCAUGGCUCUGCAGUCCGACAAGGACCGGGAUGUCCGAUUCUUCGCCAGCCUGGACCCAAACAAAGGCUUGAUGGACACGGCUCCUUUGAUCUAACCUCACUUCCCUUCAAACUGCGUCGCAGCCCACCUGCCUGUCUUACCUGUCUGCCUGACCGACGCACAGUCAGCAUACCCUUCGACACCAGCACCCGACCAGGUCCCAAACCACUCGCCUGUUGGCCAGAUCUGACCACUUUCUGAAUCAGGACCGAUGUUCAGAUUGAGACUUAGAAAGAUGACGCAUGCUCGACGACACAGACCCGUCUCUGGUUGGGCAACACGAAGCGCACAUUCAAAUGAAAACAAGCGUACUUCUCAGAGUUUUUGGAGAAACAAACUGGACUCAGGUGGCUGCCUUUGCUCUUUCCCCACCCUGAUCCACACUAACACCACCUUAAACACAGACUAAUGAACUAAAGUCAAGCUUACCUUCUCCAAAGCGAUUUCUAAGCUUGAUCUGAUUCAAAUGCGAUUUUUAUUUUUAUUUUGUUUUUCCUCAAUGCUUCUUCAUGUGAGUUUCUCUACAAACAAGUGGGCCGAGGCCUGCCUGACUCUGCGUGCACUAACUCAGGGGGACUUUUCUGAACCUGAACAGCAUUAUGAAGCUUACAGCUGGAGGCCUGAUGGAAAUCCUCUAGCUGUCUCAGCAGCCAAAACAAGUAGCUCUGCUGGUUACUCGCCUCUUCUCCUCCUAAAGCUUGUCUCAGAUGUCCCUUUGUCCUCCAAGCGGUCCCCUAGGUUAUCAUCUGUUUCCUCCUUCUCAUAUCACUUCCCCGCGUUCAUGGGUCACAGAAACCACUAACUACGGCACAAGAAAAGCAGUGAUUGUGCCACUCGGCAUGAUUCAAACCGCUCUCUGUGGCUGUUACCAACACCGUGGCACAGUUUCUCUCCCACAUGGCAGAAAUACCUCUGUUUGGAUGCGGGAGAAACGGGAUCUGAAUGUCCUCGGGUAUAUCCUUGUUUUUUUUUUUGUUUUUUUUUUUUUCUGAAUUCUUGGUGUUGAUGAAAUUACAACAAGGGCUCACGGUGAAGUGGCACAUGGUGACUCCACACUCAGAGAGAAGAGGAAGAAAACAAGCGCACUGUUGGACGACGCAUGUGUCCCCUCAUGUCACGUCUGUCUCAUGAUUGCUUUCGGUGAAUCUGACUGAAUGGUUGUACAGGAGAAAAUAGUGUUAGGAGCCAGAAAGCAGCCUCAUCAGAUUUCCUUGUUUUGGUCGGGUGAUUAUGGGGUUUCUCCAAGUUUUCACAUCUUUCUGUACAGUGUGAAAGGAAAUAAGUAUGUUAACGGAACCAAGGCCAGUUUAGCCGAGAUGUGUGUGAAUAUUGGGAGCAGUCACCAAGUCACUUUUUUUGCAGUCUCUUGAGCUCAGUUGUUCUGUUGUAAAUUGUUUCCCCCUCUUUUUUUUUUUCCUUGAAUGAGCAUAUUUGGAAAACUAGAGCUGAUUGUGGUUCAAACUGUGCAUCUCGGGUCUUUCUUCCUUUGAAAGGAGAGCUCACCGCAGUAAUGGCGGUGUCGACUCAUCUCGUCUGUCUGCAUUUUGUGUCUCAUCUCAUUUUUUUUAAUGUAGUAGAACAGUUAAUAUAUACAUUUUAUGGAAUUUAUUUUUCUUUUUCAAUUAUGCACCACAGUUCAAAGAUUUUAUAUCCUAACUUUACAAGAUUUACAACCUUUGUAAUAUUCAAUGGUUUCUUUUAAAAAGACAUUUUAUGUAAUGUUAUUUUUAGUAUUCUGUAAUUAAAAUGAUGAAAAAUA
This is a messenger RNA of Girardinichthys multiradiatus, 4852 nucleotides long. RefSeq names its product protein phosphatase 4, regulatory subunit 1-like (gene ppp4r1l). The transcript has 20 exons. Lineage: Eukaryota; Metazoa; Chordata; Actinopteri; Cyprinodontiformes; Goodeidae. The coding region runs from base 215 to 3148 and encodes 977 amino acids. The record is from RefSeq and is a predicted model, not a curated record. Gene Ontology annotation, biological process: protein dephosphorylation. Gene Ontology annotation, molecular function: protein binding; protein phosphatase regulator activity.